Molecule: messenger RNA, 619 nt
Organism: Centruroides sculpturatus (bark scorpion)
Lineage: Eukaryota; Metazoa; Arthropoda; Arachnida; Scorpiones; Buthidae
Exons: 3
Source: RefSeq, a predicted model, not a curated record
GCCAAUCAAAGUGCCUUAAAAUUCAAAGAAGACUUUGAUGCCAACUCGAAAGAAAUCAAAGAACUAAGGAAAGAGAGUGGAAACUUUGAAAAUGUUAAAAAAGAAUUGCAACAAAUCAAAGUCCAAUUAGAAAAAGAAAAGAAGAUUACGAAAGACCUAUCUGCUCAGACGGUCAAACUCAAUUCUCUAGUUAAAAUUGGUCAGGAUGCAUUGCGUGCUGAACAGGAAACAGUUGAGAAGCUGCAGGCUCAGCUUCGGAGCUUAGAGAAUAAGAAUCUGAAUGGACCGGGUGCGUCCCAGAAUGCGGAGAGUGAAGUAAGUAUAAAUACUAAUAUGUUUAUCUUUCUCGAUAUCCUAAAGCGCAUUCCAAAUCUGCAUGAUACUAUCCGUUGAUGUCUGUAGAUUGUGAUGCGUUGUCUGAACCCACAUUAGCAACAUUUUGCCAGCUUUAUGCCCAAAAUUUCUUGGAAUUUAGAUUGUUUGAUAUGCUUUGCAUAGAUUUACAGACAAAACUGUGCUAUGCUUUAGAGCAGUGGUUCCCAAUUAGUUUUUCCUGCGUACUACUUCAAGAAAGAGCUCAAGCUCGUGUACCCUUAUAGCAGAAAUUCAUAUUAAUCCA